This is a messenger RNA of Asparagus officinalis (garden asparagus), 4080 nucleotides long. RefSeq names its product protein STICHEL-like 4. The coding region runs from base 528 to 3893 and encodes 1121 amino acids. Gene Ontology annotation, biological process: DNA repair; DNA-templated DNA replication. Lineage: Eukaryota; Viridiplantae; Streptophyta; Magnoliopsida; Asparagales; Asparagaceae. The record is from RefSeq and is a predicted model, not a curated record. Gene Ontology annotation, molecular function: DNA-directed DNA polymerase activity; ATP binding; ATP hydrolysis activity. The transcript has 8 exons. Gene Ontology annotation, cellular component: nucleus; DNA polymerase III complex; DNA replication factor C complex.
CCUUUGUCGACACCGAGCACGGGCUUUGGCCCCCCCGCCCUCGCCUCUCUCCCUCCUCCAAAAGCAAACCCUAGCCAGCUUCUUCUUGUGAUUUUUUUUAUUUCUUUUCUUUUUUUUCACGGGAUUUUUCAAAAAAAAGGUGGGAAAGUUUGAGAGAGAGAUUGAAGGGGACUCUUGAGAUCUAUUUAGUUCUGGGGAUAGAGAGAGAGAGAGAGAGAGAGAGAGAGAGAGAGAGAGAGAGAGUGAUUGCUGAUUGUUCGAUCGGGGGGCUUAGGGUUAGCUCUAGGUUUUGUCCUCGAUUCCAGAUUCAAGAGAUUGAAGAAGACUCGAGAUCUCAAUUCGAGUUCAACUGAAGUGUGUGUAAUUUAGUCGCUUCUUACAUGAAAAGGGGAUGGUUUUUUAGGGGAAUGGAUGAAAUGCUUGCAAAAAGAUGGAAUUUUGCACGGAUGAAUCCUCUUAUUCCGCUUUUCUCGUGUUGAAUGCUUACAUUCUGAACGCUGUGACGUUAGCCUUAGGUUGUCCUGAUAAUGACCCGGGUCAUUCACCGCAACUUCAGUAAAGAUGAUGCUGCUUCUGUUGGAUUCCCACUCAGUGACCAUCUCAGGGACCAUGUUCACUUGACUAACUGCAUUCAUUUGAAGAACCACAUGCACCGUCACAGCCCGAUGCUCUCCGAAAGGUCCCUUAUGAGGGAUCUUAUCAUGCUCCAGCGUUCGAGGUCGCUUAGAGACCCUUCUGCUAGCCCUCCUCCCUCUUGGAUUUCUCCUUCAGUUUCUAGUACCUUAGGCAUAAGUGCUGCUAGAGAUGGUUUGACGCAUAGUGGGAGGAGAUCUAUAGGUGUUGAUAGACGAAGGGAGAGUAAGGCUGGACGGCUGUCCGUGAGCUCACCACGGGCACCCAGUUUUGCCACUUCAAAGGUGGCUGCUGAAGAAACGAGUUAUGUCAAUGAUGAGGUUAGUAAGGAGGAAGAGGAUGGGAGAAAACCCAGCAAAAGUAAAGGCAAAAAAGUUCAUAGUAAGACACUCUCGGAGCAGUUGGAUGAAGCUCCGAUCCAGACAGAUACAGAGAGUAGGAGAAAUUUAGGCCAUCGUGGACAUAGGAAGGAUAAGAUGGAAGAGGAUAUAGAAGAGGAGCCGGAAUUGAGUGGUCAUGUGUACUGCACGGGCUUGAAACGGAUGAAAAGGCGCAGGUUUAGAGGUGUGAGGAAACCUCGUGCUUCUGUCGAUUCAAAGUCAUUAGCUCAAGAUUCUGUUCAAGGUACUGGUAAACUUUAUAUGGGGGAUGGACAAUUAGAGGAUACAGAGAUGGACGUCAGUCGAGCUCCUGGAAAUGGAUGUGGGAUUCCAUGGAACUGGUCUAGAAUUCAUCAUAGAGGUAAAACAUUUCUCGAUAAGGCAGGAAGGAGUUUAUCAUGUGGUCUGUCUGAUCCAAGGCUGCGGAAAGCUGAGGGUUCAUGUCCCCAGAGCCAAAAGGAUGCUUCUACAAUGCCUGUUGCGUCUGAUCCCUUGACUUCAUCUACUGAUUCUGAUUCGGAGGCAUUACCUUUGCUAGUUGAGCCUCCAGGAUCUCAGGAAAGCACUGGGGAUCAUUUUUUGGUGCAGGACUAUUCAGGGGAACUUGGAAUUUAUGCCAAUAAUAGCUCAAGGGAUGAACUUGAUACUGAUCUUGAAUCUGAAGCUAGGUCAGGUAGCCAUCACAAAUCUAGGGGAGGGACCCUUGGUAGGCACCGCAGUCUUACUCAAAAGUACAUGCCGAGAACCUUCAAAGAUCUUGUGGGACAGAACUUGGUUGUCCAAGCUCUUUCAAAUGCAGUAUUGAGAAGGAAGGUUGGGCUUAUUUAUGUCUUUUAUGGGCCGCAUGGUACAGGCAAGACCUCAUGUGCUCGUGUUUUUGCUAAAGCUCUGAAUUGCCAAUCAAUGGACCACCCGAAACCUUGUGAUGUAUGUAGUUCUUGCAUCUCUCACAAUCUAGGCAAGAGUCGAAAUGUGAUGGAAGUGGGAGCAGCAAGUGCAUUUGACUAUGAAAAUAUUAUGGAGGAUGUCCUUGACAAGGCAUUGUUAUCUCCAUUGUCGUCACGUUACAGAGUGUUUAUUAUCGAUGAUUGUGAGACCUUGCCCCCUGAUUCCUGGAGCGCCCUCUCAAAGGUCAUUGAUCGAGCUCCUAGGCAUGUCAUUUUUAUCCUUAUCAGUUCGAGUCUUGAUCAUUUGCCUCAUAUAAUCAUAUCCAGGUGCCAGAAAUUCUUUUUCCCAAAAAUCAAAGAUUCAGAUAUAAUAUGCAUGUUGCAAUGGAUUGCAACCAGUGACGGCCUAGCGAUUGACAAGGAUGCACUGAAACUGAUUGCAUCGCUAUCAGAUGGAUCAUUAAGAGAUGCUGAAAUGACCCUAGAUCAACUUAGUUUGCUUGGGCAAAGAAUUUCUCUUCCGUUGGUACAGGAACUUGUUGGCUUGGUUUCGGAUGAGAAACUGGUGGAUUUACUUGAUUUGGCAUUAUCUGCGGAUACUGUGAAUACUGUGAAGAGUUUAAGGGAGAUUAUGGAAACUGGAGUUGAGCCAUUAGCAUUAAUGUCACAACUUGCUACAAUAAUUACUGAUAUCCUUGCUGGCAGCUAUGUAUUCACUCGUGAAAAACUUCGCAGGAAGUUUUUUCGUCGAUUGACUUUAUCCAGGGAGGACAUGGAGAAACUGCGCCAGGCUUUAAAAACACUAUCUGAAGCUGAAAAACAGUUGAGGCUGUCAAAUGACAAAUUAACUUGGCUCACAGCUGCACUGCUUCAACUUGCUCCUGAUCAACAUUAUAUGCUGCCGACUUCUUCUGCACAUACUAGUUUAAGUCAUAGCCCGUUGCUCGUAAAUAAUAUCGGUGAAAAAGAUUUGAAUUUUGCCAAUGAGCAUGAGGGCAUGCUUUCUAGUGAAUUAAGAGGAAGCAAGUUAGGGAAUAAUUGCAGCAGAGGCACCAAUGGAGUAGUGACUAGCUACAUCCAUCAUGGUAGGAGAAAUGUUGAGCAUGGUUCUGAAAGUCCUCUGCAAUCCAUUGAAACUGCUAAUCAAAAUGGAGGAUGUAAGUCUGCUAGAAACCAUAAGGGUAAUGAAAGGAUAUGGCGAAUGGUGCUUGAGAAUAUUCAGUCAGAUGUACUGAAGCAGUUUUUGUUUCAGGAGUCAAGGCUGGGUUCAGUCAGCUUUGGUAAAGCUCCUACCGCACGAUUGAUCUUUAAUUCACCUGCAAAUAAAGCCAAGGCAGAAAAGUUUAGGGGACAGAUAUUACAAGCUUUUGAAUCUACUCUUCAUUCCGAAGUUAUACUUGAAAUCAGAUGUGAAUCCAAGAAAGAUAUGGGCCAUCUUCCAGUUGAUAUGAUUGUACCGAAUCAAAGACCACAUUACUUGGGAUCAGAGAAUCUUAUGAGAGGGCUCACCAAAGAUAAUGACCAAGGAAUUGGUUCGAGUCAUGGUGGACGGAUCCAUACUAAUACACAUGGUGAAAUUACUGAAAUAGCAGCUUCUCCUCGAGAUGGUGGAGAAAAAGGACUAAUCAAUGGCAUUGGUGAAUUCAAGGAAGCAUCAUCAUUGCAACACCAAGGGAGCUUUGCUCUAUCACAUAGCAGAGAGAGUGAAGAGCAACGACGGAGACAAAGUUUGGUGAGAGGGAAAGUGUCUCUUGCACAUGUCAUUCAACAGGCUGAAGGUUGUGCACAAGCGGGUGGGUGGUCUAAGCGGAAGGCAAUGUCAAUAGCUGAGAAGCUUGAACAAGAUAACCUGAGAUUAGAGCCUAGGUCAAGAAGCCUGAUCUGUUGGCGAGUUCCCAGGAUGCGUCGUAGGAAGCUUCCACAUCUUAGAAUUAGGACACAGAAACCACGAUAUCUACUGAAAAUGGUCACUUGUGGAAGAUGUUUGAGCUAGAUCUUCAAGGUAACACUAUGUUACAUUCGCAUUAUGCUGUCUCAUGAUGUACAUCUGUUUCUUGUUUAUCCUGUAGUUUCACUUAGUUCUUCCCUUUUCCUGUCAAUUUAGUCACCUUUGAGAAAAUUUGUACAACAUUCAAGAAAGUGAAAUAAUAAAAAGGAUCGUGGAUUCUUUUCCUUUUUAA